This is a messenger RNA of Capsella rubella, 557 nucleotides long. RefSeq lists its product as uncharacterized. The record is from RefSeq and is a predicted model, not a curated record. Bases 78 to 326 code for a protein of 82 amino acids. NCBI's taxonomy places the organism in Eukaryota, Viridiplantae, Streptophyta, Magnoliopsida, Brassicales, Brassicaceae. The transcript has a single exon.
ACCCCAAUACCAAAACCAAACAACAGCUUUUUGUUUCUUUACUUUUUUUGCCUUCUUCUAAACAAAGUUAAAAAGACAUGUCUCUAGCUAUUGCAGAGGUUUACACGGUGAGGAAGUUUCACAGAGCGAGUAUGAAGAAGUUGCCGGCUAAUAAACCAGCGGCGGUUACCGGCGCCGAGAGAGACGAGAAAAUCAGCGGAGGAAGCUUCAUGGAGGCGCCUGCGAAAUCCGGUGGGAGCAGACAAUUCGGACGGUGCUUUUUUGGAAAGCCGGGGAUGAAGAAAAGCUCUGCUAAAGUUUCGGAUCCCUUGACGACGAUUGAGUGACACUAUAUAUUAAAAUUUUUUAUUAUUAAGCUUUUUUCUUCAUAUUUUCUACUAUAUUUGGUUUUUUCUUUUCUUUUCAUGGGUCUUUUUUUUUUUCUGGCUUUUUCUAGUGUCUUCUCUUUUUCUUUAUUUUGGUGAUUUUUAUUAAAAUAGUCAGUAAAACGAUGUAACGUCCAAUGUAAUGAACUUAAAAUGUGAGAAAUUAUAAAUAUUUAUAACUUUUGGAUCAAA